UCAGUAUAGUUGGGUAUAGUUUUUCAAUCAUAGUAGCACUUGAAACGAAGGCCACAUUUCUUACUUGACGUCGAGCUAUUUUUUCGUCAUUCGUUCGCUCGGCCCUUCAGGUGAAGGAUUUAAAAAAAAAACAAUCCUAAUAAAAAACCAGUGAAGUGAAAAUCGGAAAACUAAGUGAUAAAAUGGGUCAGGUCCUGGAGAAGAUUAAUGUGUUUAAUCGCGCGCCUGCAAGGGGCAAUAAUACCGCUCGUAACCCGGACAGGGUCACUUCUGGUUCCGCCGGAAAUCGGCAAUCGAACAAUCUACGAUUCCCGAUGGUUCGCAGGCACUCGGAGGAAAAUGUCGCAAAUAAGCGUCGUGCCAGGGAGGGCGAUAAUAAUGAAGCCACCAUUAUGUUGAGGGAGUUAGAAUGCGAGUUUGAAGCCAAUGCUGCCGACGCUGAAGCAUUGGCUUUGGAGUUCUCUGAGUUCCCCUCACCUAUUGGCAAUGAGGAGGUCGAGUUAAUAUUGGAGUAUUGCGAGUCUUCUGAGAGUGAAGACGACGAUGGAGAACUGAAUGGGUAUCCAUCAUCUAAAAAUGAUACGGACGAGGAGGAUUCCACCGAAAGCGAAGAAGAAGCAGACGACGAGUCGGACUCCUCGGAGUCCUCGGAUUCCUCGAUACGCUCGGAACUCAAUGCACUUUUGAACUCGGAUUCCGAGUUGGACGAAGACUACGAUGACGAAGAAUUUUCCAGUGGAUAUAUUACUCCAUCAGAUGCUUCCAUCUCCAGUGAGGGUGACAACGAAGAGGUUGACGUGUCCGAUGACUCAGACAACGACUACGAAGAAGUCACUGAUGAUGAUGUCUAGGGAUGUCUUCUUUAUAUAAUUGUACACAUUUCAAUACAACGCAUUUAAAUAGAA
Molecule: messenger RNA, 905 nt
Organism: Drosophila serrata
Lineage: Eukaryota; Metazoa; Arthropoda; Insecta; Diptera; Drosophilidae
Source: RefSeq, a predicted model, not a curated record